AUAACAAAAUAAUGAAGGGAAAUUCCCUUGUAAAAAGAGUACCAUAUAAAUUAAAAUUUCAAUUUCCUUCGUUUCCAAAAUUAACUAAAUCAAAACCAUCACUAAUUCCUGAUGUAUUAGAUGAGAUAUUCCGUCAUCUUAGUGAUGAUCGAACAACUUUACUAUCUUGCAUCUUAGUAUGCAGAUUAUGGUGUAGAUUGGUUAUGCCUAUCCUUUGGAGUGACCCGUUUUUAAAACGAAACGAAUAUGGAUACUUUGCCAUUCGUACUUAUAUAACAUGUUUAGAUGAGCACGAAAAAGCAUUACUGGUUCAACAAAAUAUUCGCAUACCACAAUUACCCCGACCUCUCUUCAAUUACCCAUCCUUUUUAUUAACAUUUAACUACAACAACCUUGCGGUUGCUGUAGAAGAUUUUACCACCGGAAAUGAAGUAGAUUUCCUAUGCAUGCAUGAGAAAAGGGUGAUCAUUUCAAAUGUGAUCAUCAAUAUGAUUUUCACACGUUCCAGAGGGAUCAGGAAAUUUGACUAUUAUAGGUCUCACCUGUCAAGUCAAAUAAUUUUAACCCUGGAUCAUUCAUUGUCAUUAUUCGGAAGAAAUAAAGACAAUGAAGAUUACAACGCUCUUAAUAAAAUUAAUUCGUUUAAAUUUAACGGAUUUUGUAUUAAAGAUGAAAUAUACAAAGUAACAUGGCCAAAUCUUUUUUUAAGUAUAUCAAAAUCGGCAACAAAUAUUCGGCACCUUUCAUUUCACAUUAAACGUAAAGAUUUUAAUAUUCAAGCGAUAUAUCAUUCAAUCGCUAAUUUAAUAAAAUCUCAAAAAAUCUUGGCCAGUUUUGAAAUUAACGAUAUUUGGUUACGACAAUCAGAUAAAAUUAUUUUCAAUGCAUUAGCAACUCAAGCUCAUACUUUAAACCAUUUAAAAUUAGAUGGUAAAUUCAGAUUAAGUACUCUUAUAGAAUUAUUAUCUGUUUGUUAUAAUUUAAAUACAUUAGAAGUAAAAGAAUUUCAUAAGAA
Messenger RNA from Rhizophagus irregularis DAOM 181602=DAOM 197198, 1015 nucleotides. RefSeq lists its product as uncharacterized. NCBI's taxonomy places the organism in Eukaryota, Fungi, Glomeromycota, Glomeromycetes, Glomerales, Glomeraceae. Gene Ontology annotation, molecular function: protein binding. The record is from RefSeq and is a predicted model, not a curated record.